This is a messenger RNA of Manihot esculenta (cassava), 1982 nucleotides long. RefSeq names its product alternative NAD(P)H-ubiquinone oxidoreductase C1, chloroplastic/mitochondrial. Gene Ontology annotation, cellular component: chloroplast. The record is from RefSeq and is a predicted model, not a curated record. Gene Ontology annotation, molecular function: NAD(P)H dehydrogenase (quinone) activity. Bases 103 to 1734 code for a protein of 543 amino acids. The transcript is spliced from 11 exons. Gene Ontology annotation, biological process: phylloquinone biosynthetic process; aerobic electron transport chain. Lineage: Eukaryota; Viridiplantae; Streptophyta; Magnoliopsida; Malpighiales; Euphorbiaceae.
GCAGCUGUGUCCACGCAGCUGAAUCAGUGACACUGGAAGCUCACCAAUCUGCGAUUCAUCUCCAGUUUCCACAGUGUGUGUAAUUGCCUAAUUCCAUCUUCAAUGGUUAUUAUGGCGUUGUCUUCUUCUCCAGCUCUGUCCGCUUUCAAUGGGAUUUCAAUCGGUGCAACGCGGCUGGGUAAGUUGUUUCCGGUUUCUCCUAGGUGGAGCAUCUGUUCACCUUCGUUCACAAACUCUCCUAGAAGGAGAGGAUUUCGAUUUGUUGCUUCCAGUGCAAUUGGGAAGAAUGAAGGUGUUGCUGAGAUAUCUCAAGGAGAGACACCGCCUCGCAUUUAUACAUGGCCUGAUAAUAGGAAGCCUAGGGUGUGUAUCCUGGGUGGUGGAUUUGGAGGCUUAUAUACUGCAUUAAGACUGGAAUCACUAGUAUGGGCUGAUGACAAGAAACCUCAAGUGCUUCUUGUUGAUCAGUCUGAGCAUUUUGUUUUCAAACCAAUGCUAUACGAGCUUCUAUCUGGAGAAGUUGAUGCAUGGGAAAUUGCUCCUCGAUUUUCGGAUUUGCUUGCAAAUACUGGUGUUGUAUUUCUACAAGACAAAGUAAAACUGUUGUCUCCCUCUGAUCAUUUUGGAUCAAAUGGAUCAUCACGAUCUGGUUGUGGAGGAAUUGUGCUACUAGCAAGUGGCCUCCUUAUUGAGUAUGACUGGUUGGUUCUUGCUUUGGGAGCUGAAGCUAAACUUGAUGCUGUACCUGGUGCAGCAGAGUUUGCAUUUCCAUUCUCCACACUAGAGGAUGCACGUAAAGUUGAUGAUAAAUUAAGGCUAUUGGAGAGGAGGAACUUUGGCAAGGAUUCUUUGAUCCGUGUGGCUGUUGUAGGUUGUGGUUACUCUGGAGUUGAGCUAGCUGCAACAAUAUCUGAAAGACUGAAGGAUGGAGGGGUAGUGCAAGCAAUUAAUGUAGAAACUACAAUCUGCCCAACUGCCCCACCUGGUAAUAGGGAAGCUGCGCUUAAGGUUCUCUCAUCCAGAAAAGUUCAACUUUUCCUGGGUUAUUUUGUUCGCUGUAUUCGAAUAGCAAGUAACUCCGAAACUUCAGCAACGACAAAAGAGAAUGGUGCAUCUGAGGACAUUCCACUGCAACAUAGUUCUGAAAAAUAUUUUUUGGAACUUCAACCUGCUGAAAAGGGAUUAGAAAGUCAAAUUCUUGAAGCAGAUAUAGUGUUGUGGACUGUUGGAGCUAAACCUUUGCUUUCUCAACUGGAAUCCUAUAACAAACCGCGUGAACUUCCCCUAAAUGCCCGAGGACAAACAGAAACAGAUGAAACACUGCGUGUAAAGGGCCAUCCACGGAUUUUUGCACUUGGUGACUCUUCUGCUCUUAGGGACUCGGGUGGAAAGCUGCUUCCAGCAACUGCUCAGGUGGCCUUUCAGCAAGCAGACUUUGCUGGUUGGAAUCUUUGGGCAGCAAUCAAUGAUCGUCCCCUGUUGCCUUUUAGGUUUCAGAAUCUAGGUGAAAUGAUGACUCUGGGAAGAAAUGACGCAGCUGUUUCGCCAAGCUUCAUUGAAGGGCUAACCUUAGAGGGUCCAAUUGGUCAUGCUGGAAGGAAAAUAGCUUACUUGAUUAGAUUACCAACAGAUGAGCAUCGGCUUAAAGUGGGGAUCAGCUGGCUUACAAAGUCCGUUAUAGAUUCAGUUGCAUCAGUACAGAGCACCCUUACUAAGGUUCUAUCUGGCUCAUAGCUGCUCUUUGUUGGCAAGUGCUGCUGCUGCUUCUGACUGUAUUAUAAAAUCACAUUGCUUUUCCAAUUGCUAUUAUGAUUUUAGUGAAGCCCAUCCUGAGAGACUGUAGGCCAUCUUGUCUAUCCAUUUGCCUUAGGGUUGCCAGUCUUGCAAACUUACGGGAGGCCAAAUCUCUUCAUGCCACAACCUCUCAUGAUCUUUUUUUUUUGAAAAAUUACCAAACAUGCCAAAUUCCCAUUUUUGGACUA